GCGGCCGCGCUUUUACCGGAGGAUGGAGCCCAGGGGCUCUGCGGGGCGGCACCGAGCUCUGAGGCGGCAUCCCGGGGUGCGGGAUGAGGGGCGAGCUCUCGGAGGUGGUUUUGUAGCGAGGCUCUCGGUGUUCCCGUGCCGUGCCCGGAGCGUGUGCCGGGGCUGGGGUUACUUGGACGGGCUGGAUCGCCGUGUCAGCUUUAGGUGAGGAUUCAGAAUGGGAGACAAGCCUCUCUGGGAGCAGAUUGGGUCCAGCUUCGUACAACAUUACUACCAACUUUUUGAUGCAGACAGGACUCAGUUAGGAGCAAUAUAUAUUGAUGCAUCAUGCCUUACAUGGGAAGGACAGCAGUUCCAGGGCAAAGCAGCUAUUGUUGAAAAACUCUCUAGCCUCCCUUUCCAAAAAAUACAACACAGCAUCACAGCACAAGACCACCAACCUACACCUGACAGCUGUAUACUCAGUAUGGUAGUGGGACAGCUUAAGGCUGAUGAAGACCCCAUCAUGGGAUUCCACCAGAUAUUUCUAUUAAAGAACAUCAAUGAUGCCUGGGUUUGCACCAAUGACAUGUUCAGGCUAGCAUUGCACAACUUUGGCUGAGCUGGCAACCCCGAGGCACCCGUGCUUUUUUUUUUUUUUUUUCCCCUCCUCUCCUCUUACUGUUAUUCUUCACACUCACGGAACAUUCCAAAUAUCAUACACAAACCUGCAGCACUGCAGAGCGUGAGCAAGCAAGACCUGUGCCCUGCCCUUCUGCUGAGUUUACAUUGUCACUAGAUGAAUUUCUUGUGCAUGAUGUUUGGAAGUUAGACUUAGCUGCAUUUGACAAGAGAAAUUUGUGUUGUACCAGCAUGCCUCGGAAAGAAGUUAUAAUGUUAAAGAUUGAUAUGUACUGACAGGAUGCUCUAUAACCCAAAGAAAGGAAAGAACAGCAGCCUGUACAGCCCAGAUAUUGAUUUGUUCAGAUGUCUCAAUGCUACAUUACACAAUAAAACUGAGAUUUUCUUAACAGUU
Cuculus canorus (common cuckoo) is the source of this 1015-nucleotide messenger RNA. RefSeq names its product nuclear transport factor 2 (gene NUTF2). Bases 218 to 601 code for a protein of 127 amino acids. The transcript is spliced from 5 exons. Gene Ontology annotation, cellular component: nuclear pore central transport channel. Gene Ontology annotation, biological process: protein import into nucleus. The record is from RefSeq and is a predicted model, not a curated record. Lineage: Eukaryota; Metazoa; Chordata; Aves; Cuculiformes; Cuculidae.